AUGGCUUUCACAAGGCAUACGCACAGAUUGCUCGCACAACUCAGCAGCUCCCGGACCAGGAUCGCCAUCACCAACCAGCAGCAGCUGCAAUUGGGUCGCAGACUCGUCUCAUCCUCCUCAAAGUCUCAAUUCAAGAGUCAUUCGUCCGGCGCAUUUCUCAUUGGAGCAAUUGGCCUUGCCGCUGCAGCACCUCUCGCCUACAAGAUGGCUGUCCAGGAACCGUUCCAACUCGACCCUCCAACCCUGGCCGAGCGCGAUGCCCUGACCAAGCAGGACGCCGAGAUCACCGCCGACUCACCCAUGCGCUUGCGCAUGGAGAAGUUCAUCAAGGAGCAGCAGCAGAUCAUCGUCAAGGAGCUCGAGAAGGUUGACGGGGGAAAGUUCCGCAGAGAUGAAUGGAGUCGUAAGGAGGGCGGCGGCGGCAUCACCUGCGUGCUCCAGGAUGGCAACGUUUUCGAGAAGGGCGGCGUCGGUGUGUCCGUUGUCUACGGCACGCUCCCUAAGCCCGCCAUCGCCAAGAUGCGCGUGAACCACAAGAACCUCGACGCCGACGUCGACUCCUUGCCCUUCUUCGCCGCCGGCCUCAGCAUGGUCCUGCACCCCAAAAAUCCCAUGGCCCCGACUGUCCACCUCAACUACCGCUAUUUUGAGACAUCGAACCCUGACGGCACCCCGCAGGCCUGGUGGUUCGGCGGCGGCAGCGACUUGACCCCCUCCUACCUGUUCGAUGAGGACGCCGUGCAUUUCCACAAGACGCUCAAGGAGACGUGCGACGCGCACGACAAGAGCUACUACCCGCGCUUCAAGAAGUGGUGCGACGAGUACUUUUAUAACAAGCACCGUGGCGAGUGCCGCGGAAUCGGCGGCAUCUUCUUCGACGACCUCGAUGAGACCGAGAAAGACCGCGAGAACACCUUCGCCUUUAUCCAGGACUGCCUCAAGUCUUUCCUGCCGGGCUACCUCCCCAUCCUUGAGAAGCGCAAGGACAUGCCAUUCAACGAGGCGGAGAAGGACUGGCAGCAGAUCCGCCGCGGCAAGUAUGUCGAGUUCAACCUGGUCCACGACCGCGGUACCGCCUUCGGCCUCAACACUCCUGGCUCACGGGUCGAGAGUAUACUGAUGAGCUUGCCCCUGACGGCGAGCUGGAAGUACAUGCAUGAGCCCGAGCCCAAGAGCCGAGAGCAGCGUCUGGUGGAUGUGCUCAAGGCCCCUAAGGAGUGGGUGUAG
Messenger RNA from Colletotrichum graminicola M1.001, 1227 nucleotides. RefSeq names its product coproporphyrinogen III oxidase. The transcript has 2 exons. Gene Ontology annotation, cellular component: mitochondrial intermembrane space; cytoplasm. NCBI's taxonomy places the organism in Eukaryota, Fungi, Ascomycota, Sordariomycetes, Glomerellales, Glomerellaceae. Bases 1 to 1227 code for a protein of 408 amino acids. The record is from RefSeq and is a predicted model, not a curated record. Gene Ontology annotation, molecular function: coproporphyrinogen oxidase activity.